Lachancea lanzarotensis is the source of this 1128-nucleotide messenger RNA. Its product is annotated as LALA0S19e00210g1_1. Lineage: Eukaryota; Fungi; Ascomycota; Saccharomycetes; Saccharomycetales; Saccharomycetaceae. The record is from RefSeq and is a predicted model, not a curated record. The transcript has a single exon. The coding region runs from base 1 to 1128 and encodes 375 amino acids.
AUGUCUGAUAUAUUUGCCCCAGCACCAGAGCCUUCAACCGAGCUUGGAAGACUUCGUAUACUGUCUAAAAAUGCAGGUAUAAGAGUUUCGCCACUUGUCCUUGGGGCAAUGUCCAUUGGAGAUGCGUGGCAAGAAAUGUUGGGCUCUAUGGACAAACAGCGCUCUUUUGUGUUAUUAGACGCAUUCUACGAAGCCGGAGGUAACUUUGUCGAUACUGCUAACAACUAUCAAAACGAACAGUCUGAGCGAUGGAUAGGAGAAUGGAUGGCCUCCAGGAAAAUUCGGGAUCAGAUUGUUGUGGCUACCAAAUACACCACGGAUUACAAGGCAUAUGAAAUCGGCAAGAACAAAAGCGCAAAUUUCAACGGAAACCACAAACGUAGCUUGCACCUGAGUGUUAGAGACUCUCUAGUCAAACUGCAGACAGACUGGAUUGACAUCUUGUAUGUCCAUUGGUGGGACCAAAUGACAUCUAUCGAGGAAGUCAUGGACAGUCUUCACAUUCUGGUUCAGCAGGGUAAAGUGCUUUAUCUUGGUGUGUCCGACACCCCGGCGUGGGUGGUCUCUGCGGCAAACACGUAUGCGAGGGCUCAUGGAAAAACCCCGUUCAGUGUAUACCAAGGCAGGUGGAACGUGAUGUUGAGGGACUUUGAACGUGAGAUCAUUCCCAUGGCAAGGACAUUUGGUAUGGCCCUUGUGCCCUGGGAUGUGUUGGGUGGCGGUCGGUUCCAAACCAAAAAGAGUUUGGAGGAAAAGAAGAAGAAGGGCGAACACGUACGUUCUUUUAUUGGCCCGGCAGACCUAACUCCAGACGAGAUCAAGAUUAGUGAAGCUUUGGAGAAAGUGGCGAAAGAGCACAAUACCGAAUCCAUCACUGCAAUUGCACUGGCCUACGUAAGGUCCAAGACCAGUCGCGUUUACCCACUCGUAGGGGGGAGAAAAAUUGAACAUCUGAAGCAAAACAUCGAAGCCUUAAGUAUCAAGCUAUCUCCAGACCAAAUCCGUUUUCUGGAGAGCGUUGUUCCGUUUGAUGUUGGUUUCCCAAGCUCCUUUAUUGGUCCAGAUCCCAUUUCAACUGGAGAAACUGGAUUUUUGACUGCUAUGUCAACCCAUCUUGCCUUUGACUAG